Molecule: messenger RNA, 3625 nt
Organism: Notechis scutatus (mainland tiger snake)
Lineage: Eukaryota; Metazoa; Chordata; Lepidosauria; Squamata; Elapidae
Gene: DENND6A
Product: DENN domain containing 6A
Cellular component (GO): recycling endosome
Molecular function (GO): guanyl-nucleotide exchange factor activity
Source: RefSeq, a predicted model, not a curated record
UGGGGGAGGCGGUGGCCCCGAAGAGACGUGCGUCGUGCGGGCUUUCUUCCUCUGGAAUCGGGGCUAGGAAGCGACGCCGCCGCGUCUUAAAUUGAGGGCGAGAGGAGCUCGGCUGGUUGUGGUAGAGACUGCGGCGGCAGAGCCGCCAGUGCAACCCUGCCGAGCGCCAUGUCGCUGCAGAAGCCGGCCGAGGGCGGAAGCGGAGGCUUGGCGGAUUCCCCGGGGGCGGAGGAAGGCGAAGAUGGCUCGCCCAGUCCGUCCUUGACGCCGCCGGUGUUGCCCUGGGACCGCUUCUCGGCCUGGCUGCACUGCGUGUGCGUGGUGGGCUUUGAUCUGGAGCUCGGCCAAGCUGUGGAGGUCAUAUAUCCACAGCAUUCAAAACUUACAGAUAAAGAGAAAACCAAUAUUUGCUAUUUGUCUUUCCCAGAUUCCAAUUCAGGUUGCCUUGGAAACACACAAUUUUCUUUUAGGUUUCGGCAGUCUUCUAGCAGAAAGCUUUCGUGGCACUGUUUGCUGGAUCAGUUGGACAGAGAUCUACCAAUUUACUUGAAGAGGGAUCCUGCUUAUUUUUAUGGAUAUGUGUAUUUUAGACAAGUACAAGACAAGACAUUAAAACGAGGUUACUUUCAGAAGUCUUUAGUUCUGAUUAGCAAGCUGCCUUAUAUCCACUUAUUUAACACUGUGCUUGGACAAAUUGCACCUGAAUAUUUUGAGAAAAAUGAACCUUUCUUGGAAGCAGCUUGUAGUGAUAUUGAUCGAUGGCCACUACCAGUCCCAGGGAAAACACUCUAUUUGCCAAUUAUGGGCAUUGUAAUUAAGGUGCGGAUUCCUACCUGUCAUGACAAGCCUGGAACAACUCAAAUAUUACAGUUGACACAUCAGGCAGAUUCACAAAUCUCCAUUGCUUUGCCAACUGUCUAUGAAGUAGAUCUCUUUAGAUGUUUCUUGCCAGUGUUCUUUCACAUCCAGAUGCUGUGGGAACUAGUAUUGUUAGGGGAACCAUUAGUUGUCAUGGCACCGUCACCAUCAGAAUCUUCAGAAACAGUCUUGGCGCUUGUGAGCUGUAUCUCACCUUUGAAGUACUACAGUGAUUUUAGACCUUAUUUUACAAUACAUGACAGUGAAUUCAAAGAUUAUACCACUCGUACACAGACCCCGCCUUCUGCCAUUUUAGGAGUGACAAAUCCAUUUUUUGCUAAAACACUGCAGCACUGGCCACACAUCAUUCGAAUAGGAGAUAUCAAGGUCUCAGGUGAAGUUCCAAAGCAGGUUAAAGUAAAAAAACUGAAGAAUUUAAAAACCUUGGAUUCCAAACCAGGUGUUUAUACAUCAUACAAAUCAUACUUAAACAGAGAUGAAGAAAUCGUAAAACAAUUACAAAAGGGAGUACAACAGAAGCGUCCUGCAGAAGCCCAAAGCAUAAUCCUUCGUCGUUAUUUCUUGGAAUUGACUCAAAGCUUCAUUAUUCCCCUAGAACGAUACGUAGCAAGUUUAAUGCCUCUACAAAAAAGCAUAUCACCUUGGAAGAGUCCUCCACAGUUGAAGCCAUUCAGCAAAGAGGAGUUUAUGAAAACUCUUGAGAAAGCGGGGCCUCAGCUUACCUCUCGGUUAAAGGGGGACUGGAUAGGAUUGUACAGGCAUUUUCUGAAAUCUUAUAAUUUUGAUGGUUGGUUCCGGACACGGCGGAAAGAAAUGACACGGAAACUGGAGGCACUGCAUUUGGAAGCAUUGUGCAAUGAGGACUUGCUUUUCUGGAGUCAGAAACAUACUGAGGUGGAAACAGUGGAUCUAGUCUUAAAACUAAAAGCUAAAUUGAUUGAUGUGGAAAACUUACCUGUGAAACCUGAAACUAUCGAAAAGUUAAAGAAGCACAUUGAUUCAAUUAUACUUGCACAGCCAGAGGAUUUACAGGGUAUUUUGACUAAAACUGGUUCUGUGUAACUAGUGAAUACUGCCAUAUUUAUCAUAUCACACAUUUCAAAGGCUUAAAGAGGAGAUUUGGAGAACUGCAAGCAUGAAAAAUAUCUUGUUAUGGAAACACACCUGAUCAAUGCUUUUAAAAAGCCUUUUAAAGCAGACUUUAAAACUCAACUUGAAUACAAAAGGAAGAAGAUGGUGUCAAUUAUGUGUAAAAUUAAGUGCUCUUAUUGAAUCUUAAUGUAUUUUAUAAUUGGAUGUGCAAUGCUGGCGUUGCAGAGCUGCUUCAGCUGGUGGUGCUCUGCCCAAUUUAUUCCACUCAGGAGAAGCAAUAUUCCUGCUGGUUUGGAACACUGCCCACUUCAAGAUGAUAGCUUAUAUUCUCCAGUGGGUAUAUUCUUAUUUUAUCUCCUAAUAAAAUCUCAGAUUGCUGCCGAAUCUUGACAGCACUUCUCAGACAUCACGGUUCUGUUUGCCAAGCUAUGGUUCAGUGUUUGGGAGCACCCUGUGAUAGGCCUCCUACUCUUCUACUUAUCUUUUGAGAUCCAUGCAUUAAUUGUAGUCAGAUAAAAUAUCCUGUUAAAAUUACAGGCAAUGAGAGGUCUGAACCAAGGUUGAAACCCCUUCAGAUCCUGGUUUUAGUCCUCAAUUUGGAAGGCACUUGAUUCCAAGCACUCCCAGUUUAUCUGGCUUAGAUUCUCUAGCAAACUGUAAUGUUAUUAAUUAAUGUGUGGAUGAGGAGAGUUCAAGGAAAAAAGGGAAAUACAUGCCUCUAGUCACAUUUGCUUUGUGACACCUGAACCAAGCUAAUUGUCACGUUCGGUGCAUAACUUAUUUGAUCACAGAUCUAAUUCUAGAUGUUAAUUAGCUAGACUAUAACAUAAUUAAAUGCUUUUUCCUAAAAUAACUUUCUUUUUAAGAAACCUAUAAAAACUAUCACUAGUUUAUCUCUCCUUCUCAAUUUUUGUAGAUUUCAGUGGGUAUUUCUCACUAAAGGCCUUUUUAAUUAGACCUUUACAGUGAUAGGUCUUACUGUAGUACUGCAGUUAAAGUUAAACUAGUAUUAACAUUCAUUUUCAAAGUGUAAGUAAUUAGAAAACUAUAUGCAAUGAUCAGCUGCCUCUCUUACUUCAAACAUCACAAAUCACUUUCUUGAGGAAACCUUUGAAACAGUCCUUACUCCCAUCUCCAGAUAUAAUUAAAACGAGCCAAAAUUCAUAUAAAGGAAGCAGUCACACAGCCUUCAUGUUUACUCAUUCUACCUGUUCUAUGUAAAAUACCACACAUAUCAAAUCAGUAUCUAAAAUACUUAAAAUACUUCCAAGAAUAUGCACAUAUCAGGCUGUAGAAAUCAUUGCACACCAAAUGGGCUACUGUAUUGGAAAAAAAAUUGUUUUCUUACAUGAAAUGUAUUAAGUUUAGCAGUCCCUUCUGACAUUUCCUAGUGUAAAGAGAGGUUCCUCAAAGGCAGCCUACUAUUUUAUAUGAAUUCACAUGGCACAUUAACUGUAAGGGUGACUAGUGAAUAUGCUCUUGCUGCCAUGUUACUUUCUUAUCCCCUCUAGUGUACUGUAUUACAUCAGGCAAUCAACUAACCAUCGUGGAUGAAUGGAAACCAGACUUCGUCCCUGUAGUCUCUAGGUUAUACAGGUAGUCCUCAACUUAACAACCACAACUGAGCCCAAAAUUUAUGUUGCUAAGUGAGAAA